CGGCUUCAUGACAGUAGAAACAGGAAGUCAGGAAGAGGAAAAAUCUCGCAGACUGGAAAAGUUAGAAUAUAUUUUUAUGAAAGAUGAGCCGAAUCUAUCACAAUACGUCUUUACUAAACAAACCAGUACACAAUGACACAUUUGACCGUGUCUGGUCUCCCUCUGCGUAUGAAAGUGGUCAGGGAGUUCUUCUAGAAGGAAAGCUUCUAGAUCUCUCCAGACAUGCAGUCACUGAUGUCAACAAUCAGAAGGUCCGUUUCUAUGUCCUGUACAUCAAACCCGGCCGCAUCCAUCAGAGGAAGUUUGAUGCCAGUGGGAAGGAAAUUGAGCCAAACUUCAGUGACACCGGAAAGGUCAACACUGGCUUUCUCAUGUCCUCCUACAAGGUAGAAGCUAAAGGGGAGUCAGACAGUCUGUCUGAGCAGCAGCUGUCAGGAAUGAUGAACAAAGCUGAGCUGGUGAAGAUAACUGACAAGCACAGACCCAGCGGGACCUGGGCCUUCUGGUACCCAGAGUCAGAGAUGGACAACAUAGAGCUGGAGACUGGACAGGACGUACGGCUGAAGACCAGAGGAAACAGUCCUUUCAUAUUCUCCUUAGCUAAAGUGGACGGUGGCACAGUGACUAAGUGUAACUUUGCUGGAGAUGGAAAGGUCGGAGCGUCAUGGACAGACAAGAUUAUGGCCAACAAAGCAGAAGCAGGCGGCCCACAGAAGCCCAAGGCGGAAGGAGAGGCGGCAGAGGAGGAUGAAUGGGAUGAUUGAAGAAACAUUCUUUACUAUCAGCUUGGCAUCAUUACAGCUUCCAGGUUGGACCACUUCUACUUGGCUUGAAGUCUGCCCUAUUCGAACCUUUUACGUAAUGGCCUUGGGACUGGAAACGUUGCGUCACUUCUACAGUACGAGACUGGACCCUUCAAGCUCCUUAGAGUGAAUCUGGCUAUGAACUUUUAAACUGCACUUUUUGUAUACUUUGGAUAUAAUCUUUCUAAAUGUACACGAGUGGGACGCUAGCUCUUGCACUUUCAUUCUUACUUGGCUUUUUUCUGCUUGUACUGCAAUAAAGAGAAUAGGUUACAUAAGGCCCCAUUGAGACAGGAAUUAAUUCUCUAUGGGACGUUGGCUGAUUUUAAUAUAUCAUCCACUGAUCAGUGAUUUAUGUUCAUCUGGAGUACAUAUAUGCGAUCUUUCUUCCCAUACCCUGGUACUAAUUACAGUCCCCAAAUAUCCAGUGCUUUGUAGUGUACUCAUUGUAUCUCUAAGGGAUUGUACUCAAAGAGCGUUGCCUCUGUUCUGUGUAACAGCUGAAGGAAGAGGGUAAAGGCGAGUUUUUUUUAAGUCUGUCUUAAUUGGUACUAAUGUGCUCAUAUGUAUGUGGAAAUAGAAAUGAUAACUCAAAUAUUAAUGUUAUUAUCAAUCUCCUCCUGACAUUUUAAUCCAGUCUGAAGGGGGCUAUGGAAUCAUGAGUGUUACAGUUAUCUUGUAUUUGUCUUACCACCUCUGGGACUUUAGGAAGUUUAAUGGUGCAACUUCUGAUUUGGUGUCACUAUCUAUAGAAUCCUAAUCUAAAGUCCUUAUUUCUCUCUCCACAAUGUUCCCUG
Messenger RNA from Scomber scombrus (Atlantic mackerel), 1600 nucleotides. It is a transcript of the gene arpin, whose product is annotated as actin related protein 2/3 complex inhibitor. The record is from RefSeq and is a predicted model, not a curated record. The transcript is spliced from 6 exons. NCBI's taxonomy places the organism in Eukaryota, Metazoa, Chordata, Actinopteri, Scombriformes, Scombridae. Bases 84 to 764 code for a protein of 226 amino acids. Gene Ontology annotation, biological process: negative regulation of actin nucleation.